Messenger RNA from Toxorhynchites rutilus septentrionalis, 975 nucleotides. RefSeq names its product anamorsin homolog (gene CIAPIN1). The transcript has 5 exons. Lineage: Eukaryota; Metazoa; Arthropoda; Insecta; Diptera; Culicidae. Gene Ontology annotation, biological process: iron-sulfur cluster assembly. Bases 83 to 844 code for a protein of 253 amino acids. Gene Ontology annotation, molecular function: iron-sulfur cluster binding. Gene Ontology annotation, cellular component: cytoplasm. The record is from RefSeq and is a predicted model, not a curated record.
AUUCGAUGAAUCGAACUGUUUACAAAUCGCAUGGUAUCCUACACGACUUAUCGUUGCAAUCGUCGUCUUAUUACGAAAAACAAUGAAUUUUAUUCAGGAAAAUAAUCACGUUCUUUACAUUUGGAACCAAACGCUAAACACGGAAAUCGAACAGGAAGUCAAUCAGCUGAAAACAGUCCCAAAUGUUACAGUUAAGGUGGAGAAUGCAGAGCGAGUUCAACUUGCCGGCUAUGGGCAAUCGCUGUUCGAUGUGGUUCUAGCCAAUGUACCUACGGACAAUUCUAACCUGGUCUCCCACUUACUAAAACUUGUUAAGCCAAAAGGAAAGGUCGUUUUCAGGGAUGACUCAGCAAACGGAGAUGCGAUUCGCUCAAAUCUAUUACUAUCGGGAUUUGUCAAUAUAGUAUCGGUGGAAGGGAAUGUGUUCGUUGGUGAGAAACCAAAUUAUGAGAUCGGAUCUGCGGCAAAACUUUCCUUUGGAACGAAUAAAAGUAAAGUUGCCGCUGUUUGGAAAUUGGAUGUUGACGAUGAAGAAGAGUUAAUUGAUGCUGACGAAUUACUAGACGAAGAGGACAAAAUCAAGCCAACGGCCGAGUCUUUGAGAGUUUGUGGAACUACUGGGAAACGUAAAGCGUGUAAGGAUUGUUCAUGCGGGCUCGCAGAAGAGCUUGAAUCAGAAGCGAAAAGUGUUGCAAUACAAGCCGUUGCUCAGAAAUCAUCUUGUGGAAGCUGUUAUCUAGGGGAUGCAUUCCGUUGCGCAACUUGUCCCUAUCUUGGAAUGCCAGCGUUCAAGCCAGGAGAAAAAAUUCAGCUGUCCGAUACUCAGAUGCAGGCUGACAUUUGAAUGAGUUCCGCAACAGAUGAUAUUGACGAAACAAUGUAAUUUUUGAAAUAAAGAGAAUAGAAGAGUAAACUGAAACUUAGUUUAAUGAAUGCUAAUGCAUUUGCUGAAAUACAAGAAGAAAGUCUAUCUGA